GCGGAGCUGGCGCUGUCCUGGCUCCCGAGCAGGGAAGCAGCAGAGGAGGCGGUGCGGCGGGCCCCGGCCGAGGCUCGGGCGGGGCGGCGGGGGAGGCUGGCAGCGGCACCGGUAGCGCGGGGAGAGGGGCGCCGUGGGCUGAGCGCUCCCGGCGAGAGGAGUCCGCUCCAUGCGUGCGGGCCGAGCCCGGCCCCUGCGAGCCGCCGACAUGAAGAAAGACGUGCGGAUCCUGCUGGUGGGAGAACCUAGAGUUGGGAAGACAUCACUGAUUAUGUCCCUGGUCAGUGAAGAAUUCCCAGAAGAGGUUCCUCCACGGGCAGAAGAAAUUACCAUUCCAGCUGAUGUUACCCCUGAGAGAGUUCCAACACACAUCGUAGAUUACUCAGAAGCAGAACAGAGUGAUGAACAGCUUCAUCAAGAGAUAUCACAGGCUAAUGUCAUCUGCAUAGUUUAUGCUGUUAACAACAAGCAUUCUAUUGAUAAGGUAACAAGUCGAUGGAUUCCUCUCAUAAAUGAAAGAACGGACAAAGACAGCAGGCUGCCUUUGAUACUGGUUGGGAACAAAUCUGAUCUGGUGGAAUACAGUAGUAUGGAGACCAUCCUUCCCAUUAUGAACCAGUACACAGAAAUAGAAACCUGUGUGGAGUGUUCAGCAAAAAACCUGAAGAAUAUAUCAGAGCUCUUUUAUUAUGCACAGAAAGCUGUUCUGCAUCCUACAGGGCCUCUGUACUGCCCAGAGGAGAAGGAGAUGAAACCAGCCUGUAUAAAAGCCCUCACCCGUAUAUUUAAAAUAUCUGAUCAAGAUAAUGAUGGCACUCUCAAUGAUGCUGAACUCAACUUCUUUCAGAGAAUUUGUUUCAACACUCCAUUAGCUCCCCAAGCUCUGGAAGAUGUCAAGAAUGUAGUCCGAAAACACAUAAGUGAUGGUGUGGCUGAUAGUGGAUUGACAUUGAAAGGUUUUCUUUUUUUACACACACUUUUUAUCCAGAGAGGGAGACAUGAAACUACUUGGACUGUGCUUCGACGAUUUGGUUAUGAUGAUGAUCUGGAUUUGACACCUGAAUAUUUAUUCCCCUUGCUAAAAAUACCUCCUGAUUGUACUACUGAAUUAAAUCAUCACGCAUAUUUGUUUCUCCAAAGCACCUUUGACAAGCAUGAUUUGGAUAGAGACUGUGCUCUGUCACCUGAUGAGCUUAAAGAUUUGUUUAAAGUUUUCCCUUACAUACCGUGGGGGCCAGAUGUGAAUAACACAGUUUGUACAAAUGAAAGAGGCUGGAUAACCUACCAGGGAUUUCUUUCCCAGUGGACGCUCACGACCUAUUUAGACGUCCAGCGCUGUCUGGAGUAUUUGGGCUAUCUAGGCUAUUCAAUAUUGACCGAGCAAGAGUCCCAAGCUUCAGCCAUUACAGUAACAAGAGAUAAAAAGAUAGACCUUCAGAAAAAACAAACUCAAAGAAAUGUGUUCAGAUGUAAUGUAAUUGGGAUGAAAAACUGUGGGAAGAGUGGAGUUCUUCAGGCUCUUCUUGGAAGAAACUUAAUGAGACAGAAGAAAAUUCGUGAUGAUCAUAAAUCCUACUAUGCAAUUAACACUGUUUAUGUCUACGGACAAGAGAAAUACUUGUUGUUGCAUGAUAUCUCAGAAUCGGAAUUUCUAACUGAGGCUGAGAUCAUUUGUGAUGUUGUGUGCCUGGUGUAUGACGUCAGUAACCCCAAAUCCUUUGAAUACUGUGCUAGGAUUUUUAAGCAACACUUCAUGGACAGCAGAAUACCUUGCUUAAUCGUAGCUGCAAAGUCAGACCUGCAUGAAGUUAAACAAGACUAUAGUAUUUCACCUGCUGAUUUCUGCAGGAAACACAAAAUGCCUCCACCACAAGCCUUCACUUGCAAUACUGCUGAUGCACCCAGUAAAGAUAUCUUCGUUAAAUUGACAACAAUGGCCAUGUACCCAGAGGAUCAUUACAGAGACAGACUCUCCCGAGACACGGGCAACCCUGAUAGGAUAGAGAAUUUGAGAAAAAUCUGGGUCUUUCUAAAAACUGCUUUCCAUGCCCGGUUACGCUGUAUGUGCACCUGCAACAGGUGUACAUUUUGCAUCUGUCAGAACUUCCUCAACUCAGACUUGCUGCAAUCUGUAAAGAACAAAAUCUUCACUGCAGUUCUUAACAGUUUUAGUUCUGCCCUUUAGAACAACAUACGACUAUUCUCCCUCUUCAACAUAACAAUCCUUCAGACAUUUGAAGACGGCCAUCAUGUCUCCCCUAAUUUUCUCUUCUCCAGGUAGAACAUCCCCAUUUCUUUCAGCCUUUUCUUAAAUUAGAUGGUUUAGUGACCUCGUCAGUCCUGGUUGUUCUCAUCUGAAAGCCCUUUAGGUUUCCAGAGUUCCUCUUAAAAGAGGUGCCACUGAGGAUGGAGAGCAGUGCCUCAGGUGUGACGGGGCAAGUCCAGAACAGUGGGCAGGCCUGUUCCACAGUUAAGACAGCACCUGCCCGCUGCAUGAGUUAACUUUUUUAGCAGCCCCAUCCCAUUGUUGAUGCAUAUUAAUCUUGGGGUUAAUGGAAAUCAGAUUUUUUAAAUAUGAAGUACUGUUAAGGCAGUGUCCCCUCCUCUCUAAUUGUGUAUUUGACAUUUUUAGUUGACUUUCUGAAUCUAAACACAGAUACGUAUGUAUCUCUAUUAAAUGUCAUAUUCUUCUUUUUGAUCCAUUUGUUCUAGCUCAGUCAUUUCAAACAUUAUUUUUGUCAUUUGUCCCAUUAUAUAUCUCUCUCGGCAUUGUGUUAUUUGCAAAUUCAGUAGAUAUGUCUUAUCUUUCAAGUUACUGAUGAAAAAUAAUGUUGAAUACCCGGAGCUUGGAGAGAGAGAGAGAGGGCGCCAAAGCCAGCAAGCCCAAAAGUAUUCCACUGGAAAACUCUUUUGCCAGUGACACGGAUUUAAAAUUCUUGGGGAAAGACUGUUCUGUAAAUUAAAAAUAUUUUAUUAUCCAGUAUACAUUUUCUGUUAUUACCUUACAAGAGAUUUCACGGAGGGCUUUUUUGGAGUCAAUAUGUAACUUCCACCACAUGCCCCUGACCUACCAGUGUAGUCAUUUUACCUGAAUAGGAAGUGACAUCUAUUUGGUGUCUUACUCUUGUUGAACCCGCCUUAGCUCCUAAUAAUUGCUAAUCACAAACCAUCUAUUUUAUUUAUUCUGGAAGAUCUUGAGUGUCCAUAAUUGCAGAUUGAUACAUUGUCCGCACCUUUAGUGACAAUUUUAUUGUUGGGUUGAUUUAGUCAGUUUCCAGAUGAAAUAGGUUGGGUGUAUAUUAAUGGAUGAGCUUGUUUAUAGUAAAUUACUCUGUACAAUGAUCUUUGAAGAGAAAUCAGUACAUUUUGUCCUAUCUACUUACAAACUAGAAGUAACUUAAUGGUAAUGUCAGCAUACAUCACUGACAACUAGUAACCAAGAAUGGAAUAAAUGAAAAAGAUAAAGAGGAAAACCAGAGUACCUUUCAGAGAACUCCUUCCUGGUUCCUGGAAUUUUAUGGAAGUGCAGUGGACAUUUAGGGCUUCUGAACUGAAGUUUCUCCUAGUUUACAAAAGGGUGUAGGUAAGGUAGGUGGGGGUAGAGGCCCAAAACUUAAGUGCCUAAGGGUCUGGACAGGCAAUGUGAACGAACGAAGGUGACCAAGUAAAAGAAGUAAGAGCCGCAGGGACUGUGACAGGGACUGUGACAGGCCCUGGCGAAAAGAGGCAGCCACAACCCAGCUCGGGCCGUUUGUUGUUGUCCGGGCUGGGUGUGCCAGGUCUUCUGAUUCUGUGAGACCCUAGAAAUCAGGGUUUUUAUGUGAAAUUUCCUGCUGGUCAAAUAAUGGCAAUUAAAUUUGAAUCUUGGAAAGUGCUAA
This is a messenger RNA of Prionailurus viverrinus (fishing cat), 3878 nucleotides long. RefSeq names its product ras homolog family member T1 (gene RHOT1). The coding region runs from base 170 to 2185 and encodes 671 amino acids. The transcript is spliced from 21 exons. Gene Ontology annotation, molecular function: GTP binding; GTPase activity; calcium ion binding. Gene Ontology annotation, biological process: small GTPase-mediated signal transduction; regulation of mitochondrion organization; mitochondrion organization. Gene Ontology annotation, cellular component: mitochondrial outer membrane. Lineage: Eukaryota; Metazoa; Chordata; Mammalia; Carnivora; Felidae. The record is from RefSeq and is a predicted model, not a curated record.